AGAUCCCACAUUUUACUUUGGAAUACUAAAAAUACAAGCUUUAUUCAAAUUUACUUUUGUUUUUCUCUUUCUGAGUUAUCAGGUUUCAAAAGUAUUGCUUAAUAAGUCAGUUUUUAAACUCACAUUGUAGUACUGGGCAUAAUUUGUCCCUAAGGCAAAGAUCACUGCUACUUUUGUCUGAAAAUACACAACUGGGAAUCUCAGCAAAUGCUAAUGAUUUAUUAUUAUGUUUAUGAGUCAGUCAUUAGCAGCAGCGUGAUUUGUUCUAUGAACAUGUUCACGCCUUCUUUUGAACAGGUUUUGUGCCUGCCCUUCUUCCUCCUGCUGUGUCACUGGAGCUUAGUGUCUAGGCAGCCCAACUGCUCUGGGCUGUGGUUCUACGAUGGCUCCUACAGGGCUGCCCUGCCUGCUCCCCCUGUGUGCGUGUCUGCUGCUCACACCUGGCCUGGCCGAGGCAGGCAAGCUGCUGGUGGUGCCCAUGGAUGGGAGCCACUGGUUCACCAUGCGGUUGGUUGUGGAGAGACUCAUCCAGAAAGGACAUGAGGUGGUUGUGGUCAUGCCAGAGGUGAGCCGGCAACUGGGAGAACUAGAAAAUUGUACAACAAAGAUUUAUAGAACUUCUUAUUCCUUGAAGGAUUUGGACCGUGAGUUCAUGUAUUUUGCCAAUGAUCAAUGGGAAAAUCGGAGACAAACUUUAUAUUCUCUUUUAUUGACAUCAGCCAGAGGUGUUUUUGAGUUAUUUUUUUCACAUUGUAGGAGUUUGUUUAAUGACCAACAAUUAGUAGAAUACUUAAGAGAAAGCUCUUUUGAUGCUGUGUUUCUGGAUCCUUUUGAUAUGUGUGGCUUAAUAGUUGCCAAGUACUUUUCACUCCCCUCAGUGGUCUUCAGCAGGGUGGUAUUUUGCCAUUAUCUUGAAGAAGGUGCACAGUGCCCUGCUCCUCUUUCUUAUGUUCCCAGAGGUCUCUUAGGGUACUCGGAUGCCAUGACUUUCAAGGAGAGACUACGGAACACUCUCUUCCACUUGGAGGAACACUUGUUGUGUCCCUAUUUUUACAAACCUGCCUUAGAAAUUGCUUCUGAAAUCCUGCAGACACCUGUCACAGCAUCUGAUCUCUUCAGCCACACGUCAGUCUGGUUGCUGCGAAAUGACUUUGUUUUGGAAACUCCCAGACCCCUGAUGCCUAACAUGAUCUUCAUUGGGGGCAUCAACUGCCACCAGGGAAAGCCAUUGCCUAAGGUGAGUUGUCUCUCCUGUAGCAGAAUAGGCAUAAUCUGGUUUUGGAUCAAAAAAAAAUAUUCCUUACUGGACUAUGAAUUCUUAUUUACGUUCAUCAAAUUUGGAAUUGCUUUCUGGUUUAAUGAAUUAUUUUGUGUUAAUGCACUUAACUGUGAAGUAGCAAACUGUGUCAUUUGAUACACACAUAUACACACUUAAUAUAGUUGUACAUAAUUUCCAAGCUGCACUU
Otolemur garnettii (small-eared galago) is the source of this 1466-nucleotide messenger RNA. RefSeq names its product UDP-glucuronosyltransferase 1-8-like. NCBI's taxonomy places the organism in Eukaryota, Metazoa, Chordata, Mammalia, Primates, Galagidae. The transcript has a single exon. Gene Ontology annotation, molecular function: UDP-glycosyltransferase activity. The record is from RefSeq and is a predicted model, not a curated record. Bases 383 to 1414 code for a protein of 343 amino acids.